Molecule: messenger RNA, 5127 nt
Organism: Brienomyrus brachyistius
Lineage: Eukaryota; Metazoa; Chordata; Actinopteri; Osteoglossiformes; Mormyridae
Gene: taf2
Product: TAF2 RNA polymerase II, TATA box binding protein (TBP)-associated factor
Exons: 26
Coding region: 584-4168 (1194 amino acids)
Biological process (GO): transcription initiation at RNA polymerase II promoter
Cellular component (GO): transcription factor TFIID complex
Molecular function (GO): chromatin binding; transcription cis-regulatory region binding; RNA polymerase II general transcription initiation factor activity
Source: RefSeq, a predicted model, not a curated record
GACAAAAUGGCAGAGCAUGAAUCGGGAGGAUUCAUUUUAUUUUGAGACGUCCGAGGGUUAGGAUGAACAUAAUUGUAGUGGGAAAACUGAAAACGAAUUCUUGAGCUACGUAUACAAUGUAAAAUCGAAGGUCGACGAGACCUGUCGAUAUAGCUUUAAAAGCUUUUUAAUGAUGAAAAAACUUAGAGGCUACAGAUUUACAGGACGUAGUACGGAAAGUGUCAACUAGCGUUAGCCGCCCGCCGUUGACGCUUCGCAAACGUUAAUGUUCUGCUAACAGUGUAGUGUUCUUUUUUUGCAAAAAAGCAUUUUCGCUUCCUUCCUUUGGAGUUGUGAUGCAAUAUUACAAAAAUGCCGCCGUGCACCAACGUUUCUUGACUACUAUACUUAACUAGCCAAGUUCACUUGGGGCUGGAGCUUAUCCCAAGUUCUUAAAUCCCGAAAUAACAGAUCAUCUUUGAAAGUAAAAAGUGGUAAAUACCCUGCAGCUCCCACCGUAGGGACUACCCCGAGCAGUUAUCGUACAGUCAGCAGGACACCAAAUCCCUUUUGGGACACGGGUAUGCAUCUUUAAAACCCGAAGAUGAAUAGGAAGAAAGACAAAGGAUUCGAGAGUCCGCGACCAUACAAAUUGACCCACCAGGUGGUCUGCAUAAAUAACAUCAACUUUCAGAGGAAGUCCGUGAUUGGCUAUGUCGAGCUGACCAUCUUCCCCACGGUUGUGAACUUGAACCGCAUCAAACUGAGCAGUAAGCAGUGCCGGAUAUAUCGGGUUCGUGUCAACGACUUGGAGGCACCGUUCAUUUACAACGAUCCCACCCUCGAAGUCUGUCACCAUGAGUCCAAACAGAGGAACCUAAAUUACUUCUCCAGCGCUUAUACGGCGGCAGUGAGUGCCGUGGAUCCUGAUGCAGGCAAUGGGGAGCUAUGCAUUAAGGUCCCAUCGGAGUUGUGGAAGCAGGGGGAUGAGCUGAAGGUCCUGAAGGUGUACAUCGAGUUCUCCCUGGACCAGCCCAAAGGAGGCCUGCACUUUGUGGUGCCCGACGUGGAGGGGAGCAUGGCUGAGAGAGGGGCCCACGUGUUCUCGUUUGGAUACCAGAACUCCACACGGUUUUGGUUUCCUUGUGUGGACUCCUACUCGGAGCUGUGUACAUGGAAGCUGGAGUUUACCGUCGACGCAUCCAUGGUGGCCGUGUCCUGCGGGGACCUGGUAGAGACCAUCUACACCCAUGACAUGCGGAAGAAGACCUUCCACUACAUGCUGCCCAUCCCAACUGCCGCCCCCAACAUCUCCCUGGCUGUAGGGCCUUUUGAGAUUCUUGUAGACCCUUAUAUGCACGAGGUUACACAUUUCUGUCUGCCUCAGCUCUUACCCUUACUGAAGCACUCCAUGUCCUACCUUCAUGAGAUCUUUGAGUUCUACGAAGAAAUCCUCACCUGUCGCUACCCGUACUCCUGCUUCAAGACCGUGUUUGUCGACGAGGCCUACGUUCAGGUCUCCUCUUACGCAUCCAUGAGUAUCUUCAGCACCAACCUGCUGCACAGCGCGAUGAUCAUUGACCAGACGCCCAACACCAGACGCUGCUUGGCCCAGGCUCUUGCCCACCAGUUCUUCGGCUGCUUCAUUUCCCGGAUGUCGUGGUCUGACGAGUGGGUGCUGAAGGGGAUCUCGGGCUACAUUUACGGGCUAUACCUGAAGAAGACAUUCGGGGUGAACGAGUACCGCCAUUGGAUCAAAGAGGAGCUGGACAAGAUCGUGGAGUACGAGCUGAAAACCGGGGGCGUCUUGCUGCACCCCACGUUCGGGAGCGGCAAAGAGAAGGACAACCCGUCCCCACACCUGCACUUUUCCAUCAAGCACCCCCACACGCUGUCUUGGGAGUACUACAAGAUGUUCCAGUGCAAGGCCCACUUGGUGAUGCGGCUGAUCGAGAACCGGAUCAGCAUGGAGUUCAUGCUGCAGGUCUUUAACAAGCUGCUGAGUCUGGCCAGCACAGCCUCCUCCCAGAAGUACCAGUCCCAUAUGUGGAGUCAGAUGCUGGUAUCCACCUCUGGCUUCCUCAAGUCCAUCUCCAACGUGUCAGGCAAGGACAUCGGGCCCCUCAUCAAGCAGUGGGUAGACCAGAGUGGGGUUGUGAAGUUCUUUGGUAGCUUCGCAUUUAACAGGAAGAGGAAUGUCUUGGAGCUGGAAAUACGACAGGACUACACCUCAUCCGGCACCCAGAAAUACGUGGGCCCCAUCAAGGUGACCGUGCAGGAGCUCGACGGCUCCUUCAACCACACGCUGCAGAUAGAGGAGAACAGCCUCAAGCAUGACAUCCCCUGUCACUCAAAGAGCAGACGGAACAAGAAGAAGAAGAUUCCCCUGAUGAACGGAGAAGAAGUGGACAUGGACUUGUCUGCCAUGGACGCUGACUCCCCCCUGCUGUGGAUCCGGAUCGACCCGGACAUGUCCAUCCUGCGGAAGGUGGAGUUUGAGCAGGCGGACUUCAUGUGGCAGUACCAGCUGCGAUACGAACGGGACGUGGUGGCCCAGGAGGAAGCCAUAUCGGCGCUGGAGAAGUUCCCAACGCCGGCGUCACGCCUGGCCCUCACCGACAUCCUCGAGCAGGAGCAGUGCUUCUACAAAGUGCGAAUGCAGGCCUGCUUCUGCCUGGCCAAGAUUGCCAACUCGAUGGUGAGCACGUGGACGGGACCACCCGCCAUGAAGUCCCUGUUCACCAGAAUGUUCUGCUGCAAGAGCUGCCCCAACAUCGUCAAGACCAACAACUUCAUUAACUUUCAGAGCUACUUCUUGCAGAAGACCAUGCCAGUUGCAAUGGCUUUGCUCAGAGAUGUUCAGAAUCUUUGCCCAAAAGAGGUUCUGAACUUCAUCCUGGACCUCAUCAAGUACAACGACAACCGGAAGAACAAGUUCUCGGAUAACUACUACCGCGCCGAGCUGAUCGACGCCCUCACCAAUUCACUGACCCCGGCGAUCAGCAUCAGCAACGAGGUACGCACAGUGGACAACCUGAAUGCUGACGUGCGCCUCAUCCUAGAGGAGAUCACGCGCUUCCUCAACAUGGAGAAGCUACUGCCCAGCUUCAGAAACACCAUCACAGUCAGCUGCCUGAGAGCCAUCAGAAUGCUGCAGAAGAAUGGCCACAUCCCUAGCGACCCCUCGCUCUUCAAGUCCUACGCCGAGUAUGGACACUUUGUGGAUGUGCGCAUCGCCGCCCUAGAGGCCGUAGUGGAUUACACCAGAGUGGACAGGAGCUCUGGGGAGCUGCAGUGGCUGCUGGACAUGGUGCAGAAUGACCCGGUGCACUACGUCAGGCACAAAGUCUUGAGCUUGCUGGGGAAAAACCCGCCGUUCACCAAGGCGGCCGAAUCGUCCCUCUGCAACGAGGCGCUGGUGGACCAGCUGUGGAAGCUAAUGAACUCAGGGACCUCCCACGACUGGCGACUGCGGUGCGAUGCAGUCAACCUGUACCACACACUCUUCGGCCUGAGCAGGCCGUCCUGCCUGCCGCUGCCCGAGCUGGGCCUGGUGCUGAACCUCAAGGAAAAGAAAGCCGUGCUCAACCCCACCAUCAAGCCCGAGACGGGGGGGCCCGGCGGGAUGGCGGCUGGCACGGAACUCAGCGGCAACGGCAGCAUCGGAACCCCCGUCACAGGCUUCCCCGGCAACCUGGAGGAGGAGCACCUUCCCAUGGACCCACCCCCCAUCACCAUCAUUCCACCUCCCCUAAAAAGGAAGGCGGACACACCCCUGGGAUCACCACCAGAACCUGGACAGUUCAACGUCCAGGAGGAGGAAGACAUCGACAUGGACACAGUUCAUGACAGCCAGGCUUUCAUAUAUCAUCACCUCAAUAUGCUGGAAAGACCCUCCACACCAGGUAAAGAACCCCCAUCGGUGGAGCCGAGCAUCCUGUCCUUGCCAGCCACGCCCCUCCCAAUUUUCAGCAAAGAGUCUACCAGCUCCAAACACAGUGGCAGUGAGCACCACCACCACCACCAUCACCACCACGACCACAAGAAGAAGAAAAAGAAGCACAAGCACAAACACAAGCACAAGCACAAGCACGAGAGCAAGGACAAGGACCGGGACCGGGACGCUCACGCCUUCACCAACAGCCCCGCCAGCGGCCGCUCCCUACGCUCGCCCUCGCUCUCCGACUGAAGGAGGGGCUCGCCUCUGUCCUCAGGUACAUCACCGGGUGCUGCCCCCCCCUGCCUCCGAGGGGGGCAGCUAUCAAACGCUCGCUCUGCCCUCUCUCAGGAUGCCACCAACAUUGAAUGGAACCUCCGAUACCAGAACACCUACGUUUCGGAGGCGACCGUGUACCCUGGCUGCGGCCACCCUGCUCCCCCAGACAGCUGGAGCGCAUGUCCCACUUUCCUUGUCGACUGUAUGGCCCCUGGGGCAGGGGGGUGGGGGGCUGGCUCGCCUUUAAUGAACAAGGAGUGCUUUGGGAGUAGUUCUGUGUGAGGGAGUCCUUACCGUGGAACAGCUCGGACGUUUCCUGCAGGAGACGGUCAUGAAUCUUUCCAGUUUUUUAAUACUUACAUGUACAGUCCUGGACGGUAAGGCAAAUCGCAAGCUUCUUAGGAAAGUAGAACAUUUUUACCUCCAUGGUUGGUUUAAUAAAAACAUGCAUCAGUCUUGCAAGGAGGGAGCUGUUGAUGUUCUUGGCCAGAAUUUCGUACGUUUUUUAAAAUGUUCCAUAGAAUGUCCUCCUUACGUUCAUGUCGUGUGAUUUUGAUAUUCAGACAAACAUUAAGGACCUGGGGAUUUUUUUAUUUGAAUAAAACAGGCAUCCCUUCUGUUUUAGGUUUUUGGCUGGGAUGUGACAUUAAUCCUUCAAUUUCUGCUCCGGACAAAAGGAUUAGAACCUGUCUAUUUAUGGUCAUAUUUGAUGUACGGUUGACCUUUUCUUAUACCUGUUUAAUGCAUUGUCUUCAAUUGAUUUUAAUCCCAAAACUAUUUUGUCAUUUUUCUUAAAUUUUCCGUGUACUAUUUUCCCUCCUCCUCUCUUCAUUGUAGUUUUUAGAUUUUUUUUUUCUUUUUUUGUAUUUACAUUUUACCAACACCAUAUGACCACAACUGUCAGAAAUAAAAUAACCAAAUCAGCCAAAGAA